Molecule: messenger RNA, 2415 nt
Organism: Gongylonema pulchrum
Lineage: Eukaryota; Metazoa; Nematoda; Chromadorea; Rhabditida; Gongylonematidae
Source: the annotation of a GenBank genome assembly
UUCGAAGAGAAUGUGUAUAAGUCAGAGGGUGGUGACAGUGAAGGCGAAGAAAGUGAUGACAGUAGCAAAGGUCGAAAACGCACAGAUCGUAAAGGAGAUCGAAAGAAACGCCGUGAAGAUGACGAAUAUCGACCGGAUGAAUUAGCUUUUAACAAGAGCGAAUACUUCAAGAUCGAAAAAGUACUUGGACAGUUUGGUUGGGGUCGCUGGAAAGUGAUGCGUGGCAUGUGCGACGUGAAGGAAUGCGUCACAGAAGCUGAUAUUGAACACAUCUCAAGAACAUUGCUGCUGCACUGUAUUCGUGAAUAUCGUGGUGAUGAGAAAAUACGCGAAUUUGUUUGGCGCUUGAUAAUCCCCAAAGGCGCCCAGGUCGCUGGUAAAAAUACACCAAAAAAGAAAAGUACCGUUCUGACAUCAGUAUUCCAUGAAGGCUGGGCAGCAUUGCCCGAAUACAAUCCUCCGGCUUUUGCUGUGGACUCCUCUUUCCAGCGCCAUGUUCACCGACAUUCCAACAAACUUCUCAUUCGAAUGCAUCAACUUCACAUUCUGAAUACCGAGGUGAUUGGAAGCAAAAGUGAAGAAAUAAUGAAUGGUGCAAAAGCGGAGGAGAUAGAUUUGACGGUCGACUGGAAUGAUGCAUUUAAUAUCGAUGCAAUACGUGCCGAUCCAGCGCUCUGCUUUGGUUCGAAAGAAAUCGAAGUUUUUCCAAACAUUGCGGAUUUGUUGAAUCGUUUCCGGCGACUGUUGACGCAUUUCCAGAGAAAGAGGCAUGAUUCGUUGACAUUUGCAACCUGGUCGAAAAGAGAGGAAGCGGAAUUCAUGCGAGUUCUGAGAAGUUAUGGAGUAAAGGACGAUCCAUCAACAAUAAUUUCGUGGACACGCUUCCGGCAGCUUUCGCCACUUUUGGAGAAGAAAACGGACAGUGAACUGAUGGAACAGUUGUACUGUAUAUUGUCCAUGUGUACAAAACAACUUGGCAACGAAAUGACUGCUGUUGAUUUACAACGAGCUUUGAAGUUGUGCUCCAAUGAGGCAAUGCCUAGUGGUUGGUCUGUUGAGCAGGACGAAGAAUUGUUCAAAGUUGUGGACGAAAAUGGCCUUGACAACAUCUCCGCAAAUAUCGUCAACAAACCAGCUUUUCAAAAGAUCAUCAGGCCUGAAGAAAAAACGCUGCUGAGGCGUGUCGCUGAAAUAUACACCACUCUUCAAACGAAAAAGUGGAACGGCGCUGCUUCGACCGAACUUCUGGAAGAUUCUGUAACACAUGAGAGGCCGCCACUGCAACAGGAGGACCCAUUUGAAUGCAAAAUUGUGAUCGCGUGGAUGGGUGAUCCGCCACAAAGAGAAAUAGGAAAGCUGACAGCCACAUCGAUAACAGACAGAAACGCAGAUUUGGAGCAAUUUCCGUUUGCUGCAGCAGCAGUGGCACAGAGUGGCGGCUUCCUUCUUCCAUCGCUUCUGUCAAGUGGCGCCGGUUCAUCGUCUGCUGCAGCUCAAGCGCAGGCAGCUAUGCUCUCCGCGUUGUUUUCUUUGCCACCUGCUGCACCCGUGCCAACGUCCAGUGCCAGCAGUAGUGCUUUAAAGCAAGAGUAUGGAGAAGAUGUAUUAAAUCUGAGCACAAAGAAGUCUCAGAGUAGCUCCACUGGCACCAGCAGCGCGGAUCGACCAUCAACAUCGAUGGUGUCGGAACAAGCAGCAAAUAUUUUGAAUAAUUUGAAUAUCACCGAAUUAUUCGCUUUGGCAAACCUACCGCCAGAAACUCACGUACCCGUGGUUAAUGUCGAGACACGUGCGAGAUUAGUUGGUGAGCAAGCGCCAAAAUUGAAAAAUCUUGGGCCGUGGUUGACGGCACAUCCGAAGUUUAUCCUUGAUAUUCCUCCAACAACACCAACUGUUAUGCCGACAUCUGCACAAUCUGCACAUCCGAAAUCUGUCGAAAAAAGUGAAACGAAGACAAUUUCGAAAGCGUUGGAGAAAGCUUCUGGGAGCAAAGAUAGCAAAGAUCCACCGAUCAAGCAGGAAACAUCCGCAAUUCAAACAACGCCGAGUUCAUCAAAAACGGCAGCAACACCGAUGCUGGAGCCUGGCGAAAUUCCUCGCUCAUUAGCAGCGGCAAACAGUUGCGGUAGCAGCGGCGUUCUUUCAUCUGCUGCCGCUGCUGCUGCUGCCGCUUCACUGGCAUCGAUGAGCUUUUCGGAACAACCAGUUGCUGUUUUCCAUCGAUCCACCGGUGCUUUGGUGCCAGCCGAUAAAUGGCCAGUUUUGAAGAAUCUUUCAUCCUGGCUGGACAAGCAUCCGGAUUACAAUGUGCACUCCACCAGUGCAUCACUUGCCCUUGUAUGUCCUCUCAUUUUCUUUCAGACGUGCGUUUUUGAGAAAGAUGAGGAAAGAUUGGCAAAUAAGAGUAAGGAGUGA